ACCAAACGUCUUUUUUUGGAGCUUUAAACCUUGCAACUUAGAAAGAGCUCAAGGCACUUAGACGCGGCUAAAGAUCGGCGGUGCUUCCGUGUCCUCAAACUACCUAGUCAAGUUCCACGCCCGUACAGCAGCAGCUUCACGUUAAUGAAUCGUCGUCAUCGUCGUCAUCGUCGUCGUUGUUAUUCUUCGCAAUAAUAAUCGAAGCAGCAGCAGAUUGAUUUGCUUCAUUCCACCUUUAUACAUCAACAACUAUUCCGAAGCGGGCGCAAAAAAAGAAAAAAAAAAGAAGAAGAAGAAGAUUAUAUCAAGAUGGCGAACGCGGGCUACGACGCCGUCGUAGAUAUUGACGAUGAGGGCGACCUAGGGCACACCGACCUCCAAGAGGACCUCGAAUUCCACAACUCCAACUUCCACGAACCGGGCAGCAGCACGCGCAAAGGCGGGGGCGGCGCUCCCUCGUCCGUGGCCGGCAGCGGACUGCCUCUCCCCGCGACGGCCGGGUCGGGCGUGGGCGGCGGUGGUCCCGUCUCCUCGAAGCGGUACCUGUGGACGCUGUCGUUCUACGCGCAGUUCUUCGACGUGGACACCUCGAGCGUGCUGGCGCGGUGCUGGGCCGCGCUGUACCCGCGCGCCAACUUCCUCGACGUGCUCGAGGGCAACCCGGACCUGUACGGGCCCUUCUGGAUCGCGACCACCGUCGUGCUCAUCUUGUUCCUGGGCGGCACGAUAAGCUCGUACCUGGCGAGCGAAGGGAAGGGCUCGUUCGCGUACGAUUUUAAGCUGUUGAGCGGUGCCGCCGGCCUUAUCUACGGAUACACGCUCGUCCUACCGGUAGUCCUGUUCGGCGCGCUGCGGUACUUCGGGUCCGAGUCGGCGAACCUACUCGAGUGCUGGGCGCUGUACGGGUACGCGAACCUGAUCUGGAUCCCCGUGGCGCUGAUCAGCUGGUCCCCCAUCACGAUCCUCAACUGGGUGUUCGUGGGCGUGGGCUUCGGCCUCAGCGUCGCCUUCCUGCUGCGCAACCUGUACCCCGUUCUCAGCGCCACCGACCGCCAGACCAGCAAGAUCCUGCUCAUCCUCGUCGUCGCCCUCCACGCCGGCCUCGCCAUCGCCAUCAAGGUCCUGUUCUUCGCUGCCGGGAGCCCCGUCGCCGGAAACAAGCCGGGGGAUGCCCCGUCCCCGCCCCCGGCAGCGGGAGGGGGGGAUAAGCCCGAGGGAGGUGCCAUGUUCCUCUUUUAGUUAUAGUUAGUUGAGGGUUUUUACCAGGGAUUUAUUAGGUUAGGUAUCUUAGGUACCUAUUUGUAUGGAGAAAGAAAAAAAAAAGGGAAAAAAAGAGAAAAGAAAGGAGCCGAAACGAACGGUAAGGAGGUCAAGAACGAGGUGACGAAGAUUCGACCUGAUACUGUAUGGCUUUUUAUGGGCGUUGGGCAGGACCGGUGCACGAUAGUGUUAUGUACAAUACAUAGCUGAUAUUUUCCAGUUCUAAUGUAUCAUGAGGCCAAUUCAGAUUUUUUUGAAC
Daldinia caldariorum is the source of this 1519-nucleotide messenger RNA. Its product is annotated as Yip1-domain-containing protein. The transcript has 3 exons. Bases 310 to 1239 code for a protein of 309 amino acids. Gene Ontology annotation, molecular function: small GTPase binding. The record is from RefSeq and is a predicted model, not a curated record. Gene Ontology annotation, biological process: vesicle-mediated transport. Gene Ontology annotation, cellular component: Golgi apparatus; membrane. NCBI's taxonomy places the organism in Eukaryota, Fungi, Ascomycota, Sordariomycetes, Xylariales, Hypoxylaceae.